Messenger RNA from Fusarium falciforme, 2184 nucleotides. RefSeq names its product Kinetochore protein NDC80. The record is from RefSeq and is a predicted model, not a curated record. Gene Ontology annotation, cellular component: Ndc80 complex. Gene Ontology annotation, biological process: attachment of mitotic spindle microtubules to kinetochore. NCBI's taxonomy places the organism in Eukaryota, Fungi, Ascomycota, Sordariomycetes, Hypocreales, Nectriaceae. The transcript has 3 exons. Bases 1 to 2184 code for a protein of 727 amino acids.
AUGUCCCAAGAUACGGGCCUGUGGAGUGUCAGAAGACCCAGAGAUACCCUUGGAGGUAUCAGCGCAAACAGCGCCAUUCCACAGCCUGGUUCGACUAUGAAGCGAUCCGGCUCCAACACUGGCGCCAAUUACCCGGGCAGUCAUGUUCGGUCCAUGUCGGGAUCUAGGCAAUCCCUCGCCCUGCCGCGCCCAAGUCAACCUCUUUUCAAGCGUUCGUCGUCUGGAACCAACCUCGCCGACCUUGGUCUGUCCUCAGUCAAGCGUUCCUCGUUCCAACCGAAGCCGACUUUUACUCCCGGAGCGACGACGACGCGAGCCUCCACCGAUGGCGACCGACGUAGCAGCGUAUACCGGCCUCGCCAGUCGACGGCGGCUCCCAUGACCCAUCAGAGCUUCUUCCAGGCUACUCCCCAGCCUGCCGGUGUUCCCCGCGACCCCCGACCUCUAAAGGAUCGCGCCUUUCAAGCUCGCAUUGGACAAGAGAUUCUGGAGUAUAUGGUGAACUAUAAUUUCGAGAUGGAGAUGAAGCAUGUUCUUUCACAGAAUGUCCUCAAGUCACCGACGCAGAAGGACUUCAACUACAUGUUUCAAUGGCUCUACCACCGUAUCGACCCCAGCUACAGAUUUCAGAAGAGCAUCGACCAGGAAGUGCCGCCUCUCCUGAAGCAGAUGAGAUACCCUUUUGAGAGAAGCAUCACCAAGAGCCAGAUCUCUGCCGUGGGAGGACAAAACUGGAGCACAUUCCUUGGUCUUCUUCACUGGAUGAUGCAGUUGGCCCAGAUGCUGGAUGGCUACGCAAACUGCAGCUACGACGAAGCUUGUAUGGAGAGCGGGGUCGACGUUAGCGGUGACCGCAUCAUCUUUGACUUUCUCAGCAACGGAUACAGGGACUGGCUGGCCAUGGACGAUGAUAUGGGUGACGAGGAGGCGGAACGUGUUUUGGCACCUCAUGUGCAGUCCAUGGCCGCCGCAUUUGAGCGGUCAAACUCGAAGUACACGUCACAACUUGAGAUGCUCGAGGCGGAAAACGCGAGAUUGCUGAAGGAGAUUGAAGACCUGGAAAAGUCGACACCCGAUCCAGCAGUCCUAGACAACCACUUCAAGAUCAUGGAGGAGGACAAGAUCAAGUUUGAGGAGUACAAUGCACUGGCCAUGCAACGGUCAGAGAAGUACGAGAGCCGAUCACAGGUUCUGCAGGAGGAGCUCGACAAACUACUGGAGGAGCUCCAAGAGGCUGAAGACGAGCGACGUGGUCUGCAAAAGGCUGUAGACGCUCAAGGGAUCAGCAUGCAGGAUAUUGACCGCAUGACUGCGGAGCGAGAGCGGCUGCAAAAAGGCAUCGAGUCAGCAGGCCAGCGACUAGAGGAAGUGAAGAAGAAGGUGUCGGAGAAGGAGAUUGACGCAAGCCGGAAGCUAGACGAGCUCGAGCGGAUGGUCGAUCGGUACAACACCGUGGCAUACCAGAUCGCCUUGAUCCCAUCAACAGCAGCCAAUGCCAAGGGAGAAGAGUUUGAACUCCAGGUUAUGGUCAAUGACAGCUCGGACCUCACGUCUUCCAACUUCAAGGGGUCUACAGGGGCGGCUUCGUCAGACCGGUUGCUGGCUGACCACGCGACUGGAUACCAACCAGGACACAUUCUUAACCUGGACCUCCGAGGCAAGAUCCGCAAGAGCUUCUUGUCGCUGCGCAAGGAGAUUUCAGAGCGUCGAAGUGCCGCAAUGGACGAGAUGAUGAAAGACCACGACUUGCUGGACGGAAUCAAAGAAGCCAUUGAAGACCGGCGAAGCGCUGUGGAAGCACUCAACCACCGCGUACGCGCAGCAGAGGAGGAGUAUGAGAAGACCAAGGAGAUUACAACAGCGCAGAAGCUGGCGUCUGAUGCGCAAAUUGAGAAGAUGGAGAAGGAGUUGUCACGCAUGCGAGCUGGUCUGUCCGAUUCAGUGCAGGUUCUGGAGCAACGCGAGAUCAACACAACCAUUGAAUACGAACAGCUUGUGCUCCGGGCCAACGCACUCCGUGAGGAGCUGCACACUGAGAUUGACCGGAUGCUCAACGACGUCAUCAAGUUCAAGAUUCACGUUCAAAAGAACCUAGAUGACUACGAAGGCUUCGUGGCAGACGAGCUAGAAAAGGAGCUCGGCAGCGAGGAAAUGGGCGAGGACACUCGACAAGUCGAUAUGUGA